AUGAAUAGCAAAAUAAAUGAUUACAUCUCAGGAAACAAAGUUAAGGCAACCCCUGAGGAAUUGGGGGCAGUUCAACCUCUGGCUAAGGAACUAGUAGAAGUUUACGGCUAUAACAAAAAUGAAAUAAAAACUCAUCCCCAGUUUCGCGUCUCGCUUUCUCCCUCCGACGAAAAGAAAAGUUAUCCGGUCGAUAUUGCGGUUUUCGAAAAAGAAACUCAUCCUCGCUAUGAAGAAUUAAAGUCAAGGGAAAAUUUGAAGAGUGUUUUUCACCAGAUUAAAAAAAAUUUACAAAAAACUGUCAUUGGUAGCACUAAUGAGCCUGAUAUAGCGAAAAAUGUCCUAAAAAUCCUGUUUUGUAAAAUUUUUGAUGAAAGAUAUCAAAAUGAAAAUGGAUUUGUUGAGUUUUACGCCAACAUUGAUAAACCCCAAGAGAGUUCAACAAAAAUCAGAGCAAUUUUUACUAAGGUUAAAAACAAGUUCGAAGAUGUUUUUGACAAAGAUGAAGAAAUUAAAUUUGACGAGAAGAGUAUAGUUUUCAUUGUUCAAAAAUUACAAUGGAUUAGUUUAAAAAAUUCUGGUCGGGAUGCGGUGGCGGAUGCUUUUGAAGUAUUUAUCGGCACCGCUUUAAAAGGUGAACACGGACAAUUUUUUACUCCACGAAAUGUAGUAAGAUUUGUUAUUAAUUUUUUGGAUGUAGACGAAACCCAGAAAAUAAUUGACCCCGCUUGUGGAACGGGCGAGGAUUUAGAAAAUGAGAAAAUCAAAAUAGCGAAAAAAAACAUUUUUGGCUGUGAUAAAGACAGUUUCUUAUCUCAAUCAUCAAAAAGUGGUAAGUUAGCCAUAGUUUUACCAGAAGCCAGUAUUUUUGGCAAUAAAAUCUAUCGUGAACUUCGGAGAACUUUACUUCAAAACUACAAAAUAAUAGCAGUUUUUAGUCUCCCUCCAGAAACUUUCAAACCUUUUACUGGUGUAAAGCCAACAAUUUUAGUUUUAGAGAACAGUCAAGCCAAUGAUAGAGAUAAAGUUAUUUGCGUCGACAUUCAAAAUGUUGGUCAUGACAAAAGAGGGAAAAUUUUAUACAAUUAUGAUAACAACGGCAUCCCGCAGAAAGAUAAAAAUGGAAAUUUUGUUGUUAAUGAUGAAUUGGAUAACCUAGCCACAAAAUUAAAAAACCGUCACGAAAUCAUUCAUUAUCAAAAAUCAACCGAAAAAGAUAAAGUUUUUUUUAUUACCCAUAAAGACAUAAAACAAACCGAUGACUUAAUUUUAAUUCCUAGUUAUUACAAUGGUUUUCUUAACCAACAAGAAACAAAAAGUAACCAGUUAGUUCUGACUUUCAGAGAAAUUAUUGACUAUGACAUAAUAGAAGUUAACAAGAAUAAAAAUAUUCCGACCGGCGAUGAAAUAGGGAGUAGGAAUUAUUUAGAAAGUAGCACUAUACCAUUUAUUAGAACUUCCGACAUUACUAACUUAGAAAUCAGAAGCAAUCCCCAACAUUUUACUAGCGAGGAAAUUUAUCAAAAGUAUAAAGAUAAACAAAAUAUUAAACCCUAUGAUAUUUUAUUAGUAAAAGAUGGGAGGCAUUUGGUAGGCGAGUGUGCUAUUAUCAUGCCGGGGGAGGAAAAAAUUAUAUUUGCUGCUGGUGAAAAGUUUAAGAAACAAGUGGGUAAACUAUUGUUUUACUCUACUGUUCCUCAUUUAAGCAAUAGAGUUAAAGAGAUUAGGUUGGCCUUUCCAAAGGAUAAGGAAAAAUUACUGGAAAAUAGUAAAAUAAUGAAAGAAAUUUUAACUAGAAAAUUUGAAUUAAGAAAACAAUUGAAAAAAAUUUAUACGAAAUAA
Molecule: messenger RNA, 1839 nt
Organism: Cetraspora pellucida
Lineage: Eukaryota; Fungi; Glomeromycota; Glomeromycetes; Diversisporales; Gigasporaceae
Source: the annotation of a GenBank genome assembly